This is a messenger RNA of Ictidomys tridecemlineatus (thirteen-lined ground squirrel), 5487 nucleotides long. It is a transcript of the gene Ark2n, whose product is annotated as arkadia (RNF111) N-terminal like PKA signaling regulator 2N. The record is from RefSeq and is a predicted model, not a curated record. NCBI's taxonomy places the organism in Eukaryota, Metazoa, Chordata, Mammalia, Rodentia, Sciuridae.
GACAGCGCCGUUGCGUCACUCUUCCCAGGGCAAGCUGCAAAUGCAAGGAAUGACUCUGCAGAGGUGGAAUUUGGGGCGUUUGGAACCAACGUAGAGGCAGAGCGGGGUCUCCCUGGCGGAUCCCAUCGUACCAGCAGGUGGCGCGCUAUCCGCAAGGCUCGCAAGGUUCCUGUGCAGAAACUUGAACAGGACGUUGGUGCCACGGCACCAGAGGAGCACAGCCUGGUCUCCCCAAGCCAAGGUGAUGACUUCCGAAGAAAAGAGGGUAGAGAAAGGAGCCGGCUUCCUGCUGGAGUGAUUCAAGGAUUCAGAUUUCGCUAGCAUCGGGAAACCUUCGGGAGGGGGUUGCUUUCCUGUUGCAUCUUUGAUAUCGUUUCCUAGACUCUGCUCCAUGAUUUAACUUGAAAUUCUGAAAUGAAGAUGGAAGAGGCAGUGGGAAAAGUUGAAGAACUCAUUGAGUCUGAAGUCCCACCGAAAACAUCUGAACAAGAGACAGCCAAGGAGGAAGACGGAUCUGUAGAACUGGAAUCUCAAGUUCAGAAAGAUGGUGUAGCAGAUUCUGCAGUUCUUUCUUCAAUGCCUUGCUUGUUGAUGGAACUGAGAAGAGACUCUUCUGAGUCUCAGUUAGCAUCCACAGAGAGUGACAAGCCGACAACUGGUCGAGUUUAUGAGAGUGACUCCUCUAAUCAUUGCAUGCUUUCCCCUUCCUCUAGUGGUCACCUGGCUGAUUCAGAUACAUUGUCUUCUGCAGAAGAAAAUGAACCCUCCCAGGCAGAAACAGCAGUGGAAGGAGACCCUUCUGGAGUGUCUGGUGCCACAGUUGGGCGUAAGUCUAGGCGAUCCCGUUCUGAAAGUGAAACAUCUACUAUGGCUGCCAAGAAAAACCGGCAAUCCAGUGAUAAACAGAAUGGCCGAGUUGCCAAGGUUAAAGGUCAUCGGAGCCAAAAGCACAAGGAGCGGAUCAGACUACUGAGGCAGAAACGAGAGGCUGCUGCGAGAAAGAAGUACAACUUGCUGCAGGACAGUAGUACCAGUGACAGUGACCUGACUUGUGACUCAAGUACAAGCUCCUCAGAUGAUGAUGAAGAGGUUUCAGGGAGCAGCAAGACAAUCACUGCAGAGAUACCAGAUGGACCUCCAGUUGUAGCUCAUUAUGAUAUGUCCGACACCAGCUCUGACCCAGAAGUGGUAAAUGUGGACAAUUUAUUGGCGGCUGCAGUAGUUCAAGAGCACGCUAAUUCUGUAGGCGGCCAGGACACAGGAGCUACCUGGAGAACCAGCGGGCUGCAUGCCAAGGCAGGUCACUUGGAUCCAGGAUUCCUAGCAAGUGACAAAACAUCUGCUGGCAAUGCACCACUUAAUGAAGAAAUUAAUAUUGCCUCUUCAGAUAGUGAAGUAGAGAUUGUGGGUGUUCAGGAACAUGCGAGUUUCUUUAGAAGUAACCUGAUAAAUCUUUCAGACAUUGAGUUUCAAACACUAGGAAGCAGGUGUGUUCAUCCUAGAGGGGGUGUGAUUCAGAGUGUUUCUUCAUGGAAACACGGCUCUGGCACACAGUAUGUUAGCACCCGGCAAAACCAGUCAUGGACUACUGUGACCCCCCAGCAGACUUGGGCUUCACCAGCAGAAGUUGUUGAUCUUACCUUGGAUGAGGAUAGCAGGCGUAAAUACCUACUGUAAUACAAUGUCACUGUGUUUCCUCUGCACUGUUUCCUCCCACUUCCCACUUCCUCCUCUUCUUUGUGACACAGAAGUUCAUUGUCAUAGCUUCAGCUUCAGAAGCUGUUUGUGACAUUUGUAGAAUUGAAACUCAUGGAAACCUCUCCACACCUUGUUUUUUUGUUUGUUUGUUUAUUUUUUUUUUAAUUAAAAGAAGUCACUUAGGAAAAUAACUUAUCACAGAGAAAAUAAUUUCUUCUUUCCCUCAGUAGGAAUAUGAAAAUGAUGAAUUUCAUUAGACAACUUCAUUUUACUUGGUGACUUUUAAUCUUAGGAAAGUUGCCUUCCUUUUAGAAUAAUAGUUUAAUUGCCAAGUAAAGUGGAUUUCAGUUUCUGAAUCUUGUAUUUAUUUUUCUGUAUAAUGAAAUUAAUAUCUAGACUUGACCACUAUCUGCCCACUUCAUUGUCACUCCCACCUUAGGGCAUUCGCACACAUAUCACUCAGGUCCUUAUUGGCACCUGAUAGGGCAUGUGUAUUUUAAAAUCUGUCCUUAAAAAUAGAAGACAGAAGUAUUACAAGUGUUUUGUUCUUUCAGCUUAAGUCUUCUGCCUUCUUUCCUGACUUUACUCCUGGUUGACUUCCUCACAACACAAAUAAUUGACAUGCCCCUUUAUAUUUCUAAAUACUGUUAAGGUGACUUAGUUAGUCUCCUUGCUGCAAUAAUUCAUAAUGUUCUAAAGAAUGUCUCCUUUGGAGCAGAGGCAUUCUGGAUUGGUAACCAUCAAGAGGUUUUUCUGGGCAUGUGGAGAUAGUGUUGAGAGAUUAGUGGGAAAGUCUUUUUUCUUUUUUUCCCCGAUUUAUUAAAAUAAUGGGAGAACUUAGAAAACUAUUUCCUAGGAAGACUAUGAAAAACUGAGUGGCUUCUGAGUCUUCAGGCGUUUGCAAGUCUUGAGAGAAAAGUACCUUCUUUCAAAGCUGAUCUCUCCAUAAGGCGUGUAUGACAACUGUUCAGUACCUAAGCUGAACUGGACCUGAUAUCAUAUUUGGGUUUUUUUUUCUCUACCUUCUAAAAAAAAAUAUCAUAAGAACAAACAAGUCAUAAGAAGUCAGUGCAAACCAUAUUAAUGGCACUGUAUCAAAAAGUAUCACAGUAUCAAAAAGUAAUAAUAGCAAAGGGUAAUGGAAACUUCAGGGAAUUCAGGAAAUGCCAGCAUUGGAGUUUUGUGGCAUUAGUUACUACCUUUUUUCCUAUAACAUGUAGAUACUAGUGAAUUAUUUUAAAAGCAAUACCUAGAGUUAGAACACUAUGUAUUGUGCACAGGGAGGUGUGAAGUAAUAUUGGCUCAGAAGACUUCACCUUUUGUUUUUCAGUGUUUUUGUUUGCUUCUUAAAUUGUUUUUUUGUUUCCAUUGUUAUGGUAUGAAGUUGCUAUGCCCUUUGCUUUUUUCCCCAAAUGCCUUGGUGACUCUUACUGAUCAUAAGACCACAAGAUCUGCCAUUUUCAGUUUCCAUUCAGUGAACACACAUUUACCAAGUGCCUGCUCUGCAUCAAGCACUGUGCAGGGUGGGUGCAUGGAAGCCCUGAGAUGAAUGAAGGCACAGCUUGCAUGUGCAUGCAUCAGAGUCUGCCUGGCUCUACCUGCCUGGCCUUUUCUUCUUUUUUUUAAAUAUAAAAACAAGUUUAUUCCUUUACCCUACUUCCUGUUACUUGAGUUAUUCUGUAUGCCCCUUUUUCUACAGAAAUGUACUUCAGCAUGUGUUCUUUGAUUUUUCUAUUAGCAUCUCAUUUGAUCUGGCCUCUGUUCUUCAACUUUUGAUUUUUUUCCAACCUACUUUUAAUUGGUCAGGCCUUUAAGAUCACAAACCUCCAAUUCUAGCGCCUCAUGUAUCAUUCUUUCACAUGGCUAUAAUCCUAGACAAAAACCAAAGACCUAGAGGCCAGAGCGAAGCAGGACCUUCUGAAGAUUCACUACUGGUGUAUCCUUGGACCUUCACAUCUUACUUUAGGAUUAAUUUAUUGAAUUUUACUGUUACACAUUUUUUUUACUUGAAUUAAAAUACUAGACAAAGCAGAAAUGUACAAUUUCUGGUCUGUGUUUUCCAGGAAAAUCAUUGGGAAGAGAGUAGAGUGGAGUAUAUAACUUGAAGUUCUUGCAGCUUAUUUUCCCCCCAGUUUCAGGUCACAGCCCCAUUUUAAAGAAUGUUUCUCGUAUUAUCUAUUUUAAUGUUAAUAGUAUGUUUUGUCCAGUUAUUUCCCAUGACACAUUUUCUUUAGCCCCUAAUAGUCAUCCUCUAAGAAGAAUACUUUCUGGUGUGCUUUGUGCACUGUGGAUUGGGGAAGAAGUUGGACUGCAACCAAGCCCUUUUCUGACCUUUUGCUUUUACAUUAGGUUGCAGUUUUUUUCUCACUUGUUCUGUUUCCAGCUUCUUCAUUACCUCACCUGAUGUACCAGAGCAGAGAUUUAAGCAUUAAGAUGCAAAAAGGGAAAGGGAAGGGAUGUUAGAGGCAGUGAGCUUUUUCCCCUACCUAUUAGGUUGGAAUUUUGCCACCUAACAACUAGAGGAUGUUUCAGCUCUUCAUUCAUUGCUAUUUCUAGAAGAGUGGAGAUGUGGUUUCAGGCAAGGUAUUUAAGUGAUAAAAUUCUUUGAUACACAACUCACGUAACAUUUGAAAUUUCUUUUAAAGGAAUCGUUUUCUUAACCAAACUUUUGCAUUUGGUAAUGUAAGUAGUUCUUUAUGCUUACAGGACUUUGUUCAAAGUAAUAUCUCUAUUACAGUCGUACAGCUGGGUCAUAGAUUGGCUGAUCCCACCAACUUGGUUAAAUUCUCUGCCCCUCCAGUUUGAAAAAAUAGACCAGCAAUCUAUCUAUUGCAUCAUCAUGACUGCCCCGUAAUUUUAAAUUGCUGCUCACCAGUAAUUGUUUUUCAUUUUGAUGGUGGGGCCAGACCGAGUGAACUUCAGUAUUUACAAUUGAGCAUCCCAUAAUUUUUUUUUUUUGUUACCAGUUUCUAACACAAACCGUAUGAUUUGAUAAUUUAGCCAUUUGUUCAUCUUUACUUUUGCAGAUUAACACCAUACAUAACUUAAAAGAAUUGUGUUGCCUGCUUUUUUUAUACCAUGUCAGAAGGUUUUUGAAAAAGCUUGGGACACAGUUUUGUCUUUUAAUCUUUUUGUUUUCAUAAAGGCAAAGAACGGAGCCCCUAAUCCCUGUUCUCCAGUAUGUGUAUAUAUAAAAAUGAUUGCACCCUAACCAAACUUCCUCAUAUUGUGCACUGUUUGUUUAAAAUAAUCACGUAUUUUAGUCCAAUGCUGUUGUAAUUUUUCAUUUUAUUUAAAACACUACUUCUUAUUAUUUUAACAAAUUUUAAAGGGUAGUGAUCUUAAAAAAAAAAUCACUGGAUAACUAGGAAAUAUUUUUGUUGUUGUUUUGUUUAAGAGUACAAGGUCAUCGAACCUUUUACUCCCCUUACCGUGAACAAGAAAUGUCAGCCAUUGUAUGGCUAGGAACCAAUGCACUUGGCGAUUAACAGAUCUGCUGUUGCUGGGGUGUGAGCGUGGACUUGAUGCAGUGACGACAAAUCAUUGCGUAGAAGUAAUGUUUUCAAAUGUGCAACUCUAGUUUUUAAAAUGAAAUUUGGUUCGUUACGUUCAUUAUUUAGUUUUUGUUUCCAUUUAGUAUUUAAUGGUCUUUGGAGAAAAAAAUAAUAAAACAGAGUGUUAUAUAUAUAUUUUUUGGUGCAAGAUAAGAUUUUCUGUUUUUUGAAAUAAGUCUGUAGCAUAAAGGUUAAACUAUUUUAAGACAAAAUAAAAUAGAGUGUAUUUAAACAA